CGUCUGCACCACAACAGUCAUCAGAGAGACAAAGAAACAAGCUGCCUCUGAAAGAGUCAAAAUCAAUCAUGAAGGUACUUGUGGUUCUCGCUUUUGCUGUUUUCUCUGGUUGCAACGCCAACAUCCUGUGGCAGGAUGCACCCAAGAGCAACCUGGAGGUGGUCAAAGAUGCUUUCUGGGACUACGUUGCCAAAGCAACAUUCACAGCUGAGGACUCACUGAAGCAGAUCAGACAGUCUGAGCUGGGACAGGAAGUCAAUACCAGGAUCGCUCAGAGCUCUGACAUGGUGAACCAGUAUGUGGUCGCUCUUCGUUCUCAGGUGGCUCCUCUGUCUCAGGACUUCAUGACUCAGUUCAACCGGGAGGUCGAGGACCUGAAAGCCCGCCUGGAGAAAGACCUGGUCUCUGUGGGUGAGAACGUGCAGCCCUAUGCUCAGGAAGUGGUGGCUAACAUUCAGAAGCAUGUGGAGGGCCUGAAGAAGGACGUCGCCCCCUACGUUGACUCCAUGGACCCAGAGGCGCUGAAGACCAUCCUGCUGCAGAAGAGCCAGGAGCUUAAGGAGCAGCUGGACAAGAGCGCUGAUGAGCUGCAGGCCCAGAUGACUCCCUACACACAGGAGAUGAGGCAGAAGAUGGAGCAGAGCGUGGAGGAGUUUCAGAAGACCAUGAUGCCCAUGGCUCAGAGCUUUGAGACCCAGCUGAGCCAGAAAGCCCAGGAGCUCCAGCAGAACCUGGCUCCAUAUGGAGAGGAGCUGAAGGCCAAGCUGGAAGCCAGCGCUCAGGACGUGCAGGCUCAGCUGGCUGCCCUGUGGGAGACCUUCUCCAAGAUGACCCAGUAAACCACUGCUACAUCCUGAUUCUCCACGACUAAUAUUUAUUUCCAACUCCAGCCAACGUUCCACCUCCUGUUUAUUUUGUUCAAUAAAACCUAACAAAUCGA
This is a messenger RNA of Solea solea (common sole), 940 nucleotides long. RefSeq names its product apolipoprotein A-I-like. The transcript is spliced from 4 exons. The coding region runs from base 69 to 839 and encodes 256 amino acids. Gene Ontology annotation, molecular function: phospholipid binding; phosphatidylcholine-sterol O-acyltransferase activator activity; cholesterol binding. Gene Ontology annotation, biological process: very-low-density lipoprotein particle remodeling; cholesterol biosynthetic process; high-density lipoprotein particle assembly. The record is from RefSeq and is a predicted model, not a curated record. Gene Ontology annotation, cellular component: blood microparticle; extracellular region; high-density lipoprotein particle. NCBI's taxonomy places the organism in Eukaryota, Metazoa, Chordata, Actinopteri, Pleuronectiformes, Soleidae.